Molecule: messenger RNA, 3136 nt
Organism: Mercurialis annua (annual mercury)
Lineage: Eukaryota; Viridiplantae; Streptophyta; Magnoliopsida; Malpighiales; Euphorbiaceae
Product: AUGMIN subunit 6
Exons: 13
Coding region: 98-2311 (737 amino acids)
Biological process (GO): spindle assembly
Cellular component (GO): mitotic spindle microtubule; HAUS complex
Molecular function (GO): microtubule binding
Source: RefSeq, a predicted model, not a curated record
UCGCAAUUACCGAACUCCUGAGGGACUGCCAUUUUCAAAUUAAAACAAACAAAUCAAACCAGAAAAGAGAAACCAGAAUCGAAGUGAAAUCUAGACGAUGAUGGACAGAGAAAAGGAAAGAGAAUUAGAGCUAGAAAGUGCAAUGUAUACAAACUGUUUGCUAUUAGGUCUGGAUCCGACCGUUAUCGGACUGGGACCUAACGGAACUACCACUGCUGCUCGGGUCGGACUUUUCCGUCACUCUAACCCUAAAUUAGGCGAACAGCUUCUUUACUUUAUCCUCUCCUCUCUGCGCGGUCCUGCUCAAUCCGCUAAAGAUUUUGAUAAGGUUUGGCCGAUUUUUGAUUCUGCACAGUCUCGUGACUUUCGUAAGGUUGUUCAAGGGAUUAUUAGCGAGCUUGAAUCUCAAGGAGCGCUUCCGAGAAGUAAUUCGAGAGUUUCUUCACUUGCUACUUGUUGUGGACCGAGAUUUGUUGAACUUUUGUGGCAACUUUCCUUGCAUGCUUUGCGAGAGGUUCAUAGACGCACGUUUGCUGCUGAUGUGGCUUCUAACCCGUUGCCUGCUUCACUAACAGAUGUAGCCUUUCAGCAUGCAGCUACACUGUUACCUGUAACAAAAGCUAGAAUAGCUCUUGAAAGAAGGAGGUUUCUUAAAAAUGCAGAAAUGGCUGUUCAGAGACAGGCAAUGUGGUCCAAUCUGGCUCAUGAAAUGACUGCAGAAUUCCGUGGUCUUUGUGCUGAAGAGGCUUAUUUGCAGCAAGAGCUGGAAAAAUUACAUGAUUUGAGGAACAAAGUAAAGUUGGAAGGAGAAUUGUGGGAUGAUCUUGUAUCAAGCUCUAGCCAGAAUUCCCUUUUAGUUUCAAAGGCUAAUCGUUUGUGGGAAUCUAUUCUAGCUCGUAAAAGUCAGCAUGAAGUUCUUGCUUCGGGACCUAUUGAGGAUCUAAUAGCUCAUCGAGAACAUAGAUACCGCAUUUCUGGAUCUGCUUUACUUGCGGCUAUGGAUCAGAGUGCUCAGGUUCCUUAUUCUGAUACAGAUUUGGAUGACAAAGAGCCAAGUGAUGGAUUAUAUAAGAGUGUAAAUAAAUCAAAGCUAAAGAGCAAUGUAGAUUCAUCCCAUUUGCAAGUAAAUGACGAGACACAUUCUAGGGUGGAUGAUAGAAGUGGGAGAGUCCACCCAACUGUUGAUGUUGCAGAAAUUAUUCGACGGUGGACGCAUGCACUGCAACGUAUUCAUAAACAAUCACUUCAUCUGGCCAAAGCAAAUGAUGGGGAAGGUCCAGAUCUAUUACGAAGUUCACAAGAUGAAGGUUCAAGUGGCCAUGCCGAGUCUUUAGCUGCGACUCUUACAGAGCAUCAGCAACAUCUUGCUAGUUUUCAGGUGCUUAUUAACCAACUGAAGGAAGUUUUUCCGACGAUACAGAAGUCCAUAGCAGAGUGCACACAGAAAGUAAACAAUAUAUCCUCCAACCUUCCAUCAAUGCCCAAUCAUCGUGGUCGGGCUUCCUCACCCAUACAGGCUCAGAGCAGCGGAAGGACGUCGGAAAGUAGCUCUGAUGAUGUUGCUGAAGUGAUUUCAAAAAUGUCAUCUGUUCAGAUUGACAAGGUGUCUGACAGCCCACCUGCUUUAAAACUACCACAAUUAUUCAGUUUGACCCCCAAUUCUUCAGGAAAAGGCGGAAACAUGCAAAAGAGACAAAUUGCAUCUUCCCUAGCCAGCCAGAUGGAAAAUAUAUCUGAGAGAAACUCUCUGGACCAGUCUUUGUCAAGCAGUCGCUUAGAACAUACCCCACAAGAUAGUGAUAGUUCUUAUGUUCAAAACCUUAAAAGAUCUGUAAGAGAGGCUGCUCUGUCUACACCUAUCUUGAAUUCGGAAUCAUCUCUAGACAGUCAGACUGGUGAAACUUCCGAACACUUCUUCUUAACUCUACCAACAACUGGAUUUUCUCGACUGGGUGUAGAAAAGAAAGUGCCUUCAAGGAUGAGUAAAAGAUUGUUUACAUUGCCAAAGGACACUGUCUUGCUUGGGAAUCAUGCUCCUGAUGGUCAAGUUGGGAGCAAGUAUGAUGAUAUGCCAGACAUAUUAAAUAAUUUGGAUUCUCUUAAUGAAUAUGACCAUGUAAAUAGUUUUCUCUCAGCAGCUGUCCCAAAUGGCUCCAUGUCCGAUGGGCAGAUGUCUUUUUUUGAUGUCGAGGAACCUCAUGAUCAGGUUUUCUCACCCCCUUUGCUAAUGGAUACUUCACUCAUAGCAGAUUCGUACGAGGAUUUACUUGCUCCAUUGUCUGAAACUGAAGCUGCUUUAAUGGAACACUGAACAAGUUUUGGUACUGUUACUCGCAUUAUUUGUUAGGAGACAAUUUGCCACUGGUGAUGGUUUUAUUUUCCUUUCUUGAUUGAAAGUUCUCCACACUCGCUAAUUUUUUUGUGGGAGGGUGCUCGGGUGUGUUCUUUCUUCCUCUGCUGUACUUUCUGACAUCCUCAGCAAUAGUUGAUAUCCUAAUAUUUGUGGGAAACUUUGGGCCAAUCAACUGCUGUUUUACAUACUGGAUAACACCUGAAACCCGAGAUACCCAUAUCAUUUGGAAACUUCUGGAUUCUGGAGGCCAUAAUCCGUACUACCUUCAUCAUUAUGGUGGUUCUCCCAGAUGGAUUUGUUUAGGCGGGGUAGAUAAUUCUAUGCUAUUCUUUUGAAGAUCAAAUGACGAAGACCCUUUUCAUCUCGUUCUUUAUCUGAUGGAUUUUUGGCCCCAGGUAACCGCCGAGAUCGAUUGUAGAUGAAUUCAUCCUUUGUGUUUGAUAGAUGUGUAUAACGAGGGAUUUGAUUGUGUAUUUAGGUAAUUGAUUAGAAACAAGAAAUUAGUAUGUGUUUUCUUUUUUCUAAUUUUUGAUUUAUACUUGCUAUAUAGGAAGAACUUUUUAUUUCAAUGACUCAGACCAUUCUGCAGUGCUGCAGGCCACUGAAUUUGAGAACUUGUGGCUUGAUGUGAUUAUUUUUAGACUUUUUUUUGGUUCAUCUGAUGAGAACAAUUUUUCGAUAUGCCGUCUAGUAUUAGGACCGACUGACCUGAGUUUAUGUAUUCUACUUUGGACUGUAAGUUUCCGUUUAUUAAGUUUUCAUAGUCUUUCUGUUGCCUGCUUA